CCCAGGAGGAAGCAGGCGCCAGCCGUCGAAGCCAGCCCAAACCCCUUGCCUUGCCUACGCGCGCCCUCCUCGAGCGCUUCGUCCUCGCGAUCUCGUCGAUUUGGUCCGACCCCGCCUCCGCCUAGGCGGCGCUAGGGCUUCAAGGAGGUCCCCCCCAUGGUGCAGCUCGCGGGCUCGCCGAGGAAGCGGCAGGCGGCGGCCGCCGCCGCCGCCGCCGAGAACGUGCCGCCGCUGGCUGGCGGCGUGAAGGUGGAGAUGGGCGAGGGGUUCGGCGGCGGGAAUGUCCCCGUUCUCAAGCGCGUCAGGGCGGCGCAGCAGCCAUUGCCGACUCCGCAGGACACAUAUAGCGAUGUACUUGAUGGACCUAGCCCAUUAGGUCUGCGAUUAAGAAAGAGCCCAUCUCUGUUGGAUCUUAUUCAGACAAGCCUUUCAAAGGCAAAGUCUGCUCCAGGGCAAUCUGCUACGGGCAAUAGCAUUUCUGGGCCUCCCAUAAAGAAAGAGAGUAGAACUGGGGCUCUUACAGCUGGUGAACGAUUGAAAGCCUCAAAUUUUCCUGCAACUUUUCUGAAAAUUGGUGCUUGGGAGUACACAUCAGAGUAUGAAGGUGAUUUGGUGGCAAAAUGCUACUAUGCAAAGCAUAAGAUUGUCUGGGAAGUUAUGGAUUGUGGUCUGAAGAGCAAGAUAGAAAUUCAGUGGGCACAUAUUAGCGCUUUGAAGGCAACUUGCCCAGAGGAAGGAUAUGGAACCUUGGAUCUGGUGGUGUCCGAACCACCCAUUUUCUUCAAAGAGACUGAUCCUCAACCAAGAAAGCAUACAAUAUGGCAGGCUGCAUCAGAUUUCACUGGUGGGCAAGCAAGCAUGCACAGGCGCCAUAUUUUGCAGUGCUCCCCAAGUUUGUUGAGCAGGCAUUUUGAAAAGCUUGUUCAGUGUGAUAAGCGAUUAAAUCAGUUGAGCCAACAGCCAGAUAUCAUACUGGACUCACUUUUUGAACCUACAAGCUCUAUAUUUGAAAAUCCAAAUGAAUGUGAAGCCCCUUCAUCCAAGUUCACACCUCUUGGAUCACCAUGUGCUGUUUCUUCUGUGUCUAAGACGUAUGGAGUGAAUCAUCUUAUGUUGAAACAACCAGAGUUUUUUUCUCAGCCAGUAACCUUAGAUGUCCCAACCAAUGUUGUUGCUGAAGAACUAGAGAACCCCAAUUGGUGUAAUCUGGCAACGCCUGGCCUGAGAUCAUCCAUGGAUGGUCUGCUGAAUCAUCUAGGUAAUUGCAUAACAGAACAACAAGCUGCGGGAAAUCCUCCAUUACCCAACACUGAGGCGCCAUCCAAAGAAUUUCUGGACAUUGCUCAGUGCCUUUUGAGCGACACACAGGGCCCACCAUCUUCAGAUGAGAAAUAUCUGAUGGCAAGGGUGGACUCUCUUUACUCUUUGCUCGAGAAAGACACAGCUCCAUCCACCAUAAGCAUGCCUGACCAGAAUGGCGACAUUGCUGUAGGUGAAAUGAGUUUUGAGGAAGAACUCAGAUCUUGUUUAGAAGAUAAGGAACUCGGGCCAGCACCUGCUACGAAAACCGCAGAUGUCACAGAACCGGCUGCCCUCUCGAGAAAGGAUUCCUUCGAAGAGCUGCUGGAGAACCUCCCUCGCAUAGCAUCCAUUUCACAGUACCUGUUCGACAUAGAAGAGGAUUCUGAGAACUCUGGUUCUCGUUCCUAGGAUUAGAACAUCCUCUGUAAAAUUGUAGGAAUCAUCAGGAAUAAUAAGCCACCAGUCUGCAUCUUCCGAGACCUGUUUUCCUCCCGCCCUCUGUAAAUUCUUCAGUAGUUUUUUGUUUUUACUUUUACUAAAAAGAAGAAAAAACGAUUAAUUAGAUUGCUUCAACAGCAUUGCCUAGACUUGUUGACUA
Molecule: messenger RNA, 1900 nt
Organism: Brachypodium distachyon (stiff brome)
Lineage: Eukaryota; Viridiplantae; Streptophyta; Magnoliopsida; Poales; Poaceae
Exons: 6
Coding region: 157-1710 (517 amino acids)
Source: RefSeq, a predicted model, not a curated record